Molecule: messenger RNA, 2505 nt
Organism: Globicephala melas (long-finned pilot whale)
Lineage: Eukaryota; Metazoa; Chordata; Mammalia; Artiodactyla; Delphinidae
Biological process (GO): Golgi to secretory granule transport; vesicle transport along microtubule
Source: RefSeq, a predicted model, not a curated record
AUGGGAUAUGAUCAGAUCAGAUCAGGAUCCCAGUACGAUGACUGGAGCGGGCAGAUAGAGGAAGACUCGUCAGGGAGCUGUGGGAGAUUCCAGGAUCAAAUGCUGAUGCAGUGCUGGAGAGCCAGCUUGGACUGUGUAGAUACAGACAGUACCCACCCUGGAGCAGAGGCUGGCAGGAAGUACCUGGCCGGGCCGUGCGGCGCGCGAUGUGGAGCCGCCGUUGCCGCCGCCGCCGCUGCCGCCGCCGCCGCUGCUGCUGGGGCUGCCGCCGAGUCGAGAGACGUGGAGCUCAACAGGGCGGAUGAAAACCCGUUGCUCCCUCCUUGCAACAUCCCUCCCGCUUCGUGCCCCCUCAGUCUUCCCUUCCUCAGCCUUUCCUUUGCCACCCAUUCCUCCUCCCCAGCGCCCUAUGAGCAGCUGAGCCCGGGGGGCGGGGGAGGGGACCCUCGCCGCCGGCGAGCGGGAGGGGCGGGGCGAGGCGGCGGGGCCCCUCCCCACUGUGGCCUGGCGCGCGCGGGCCUCGUCUGCCUUGUGCCUCGGCCUAGCCGGCCGCGCUUCAGCACCCUCAGAGCCGAACAGCGCCUGCUGCACCUAGCUGACCGCCGCGGUCGCAGUCGUGAGUCCUGCCGCCGCCGCCCUCAUCUCCUUCCCCGGGGCCCCGCGGAGCUGGAACUGGCGUUAGAGGAGCUGGCGUUGCUGGCGGCCGGGGAACGGCCGUCUGACCCGGGGGAGCAUCCUCAGGACAGGCCUGGGCCUCUAGCCGAGGUGGCCGGACUGCAGCCGCCGCCGCCGCCGCCGCCCGCCCAGGAUCCCGAGCUGCUGUCGGUGAUCCGGCAGAAGGAUCUGGUGUUGGCGGCCCUAGUGGGCAAGGCACUGCUCGAGAGGAACCAGGACAUGAGCCGGCAGUACGAGCAGAUGCACAAGGAGCUGACAGAUAAGCUGGAGAUGAGGACGUCCCUCCGGGGAUGGGUGGAGGACGGGGAAGGGACAGGUACCCGCCUGCCAGCCCAUGGUAGCUUCGGAAGCCACUCACCUACCUCACCCCACCUCACCCCUUCGUUGCUCAUCCUACCUCGCAGAAAACCGCCUGGAAGGGAGGUGGAAUGGGGGUUAUGGAUUAUCAGACGAGGUCAUUCAUGGAACCCACCUAACUUUCCCACCCUGCUCAGCAAAUGGGUCCAUGCAGGGCUCCAACCGCCGUGGGCCGUUCUAUAUAGCAACUGGAACAAGAGAAACGUGAACUAAGACGAUUUGAGAACCAAGAAGGGGAGUGGGAAGGAUGCGAAGCUGAGCUGGAGAAUGAUGUGAAAGAGCUUCAGGAUGAGUUGGAGAGGCAGCAAGUUCAUCUAUGGGAAGUAGAUGGAGAACAAACACAGGCUGUCCAGGAAUUAUCAGAACAGAACCAAAGGUUAUUGGCUCAAUUCAGGGUGAGUUACAAGCUAAGAGUUUAUGGAAUAAAAUAAUAAAAGUUGAAACAGCUUUUGUGUAAUGUCAACCAUUUAUAUGGUAAGAGUAGUUCUGAUUUUUGUUGCCUUGGGUAUUGAUAUCAACAAAUGAAGUAUUUUUCACCUAUAAGAAUUUCGGCUGUGGUGAAAUAGGCAUCAGGAGAAAAGACCCUUGCCUGUCAUUAGCCAGCUGUGAGACUUUGGCAAUCACUUAACUUGGGAGUUUCCUCAUUCUUAAAAUGUAAGAGUUUGCUUAAUGAUUUGAUGUUCCUUAUAGCGCUAAAAGUCUAUGAUUCUUUCACCUAGAGAAAAUCUAUUUCUGGUAAAGCUAUGUUAAUGCAUUUAGUUCAAAUGUUAAACAGUGCCAUCUUUAAACUGAAAAGCUUGGGGAAAAUUUCUAGAGCAAAUUAUUUUCAUUGACGUUACAUUUGUGAAUGUACAUUUCAUAUUAUUUAAAUAUGAAAGGAGGCAUGUGUAUCUGUGUUUAAAAUUUGUUCUCUUUAUUUCCACAUUAAGUAAAAGUUCCUUUUGGUACCUUUAUAAGGUGGUGUCAUGGAAGUAAUAAUUAACCAAAGUCAAGACUGUAAAAUCAUUGCAAAGAAGGUGUUUGAGGGGUGGAUAGGUGGAAAUCUAAUUUAAAUACAGAACAUACCUUUUAACAAAUGCAUGAAUGUUGUUAAUAAUUCCCUGGUCUCUAAACCCACCUAGUUUUGAAAAUUAAGAGCUGGAUUUAUUGUUGUACCUCAGUCUUUCUCAUGUGUUGAAAAUGAGUUCAGUUACCAGAGGAAAAAAAGAACUUCUACUCUGAUCUCAUCCCUAAGCACUAACGUUCUCAUGAGAGCACUGCCCUUGUCUGCAUGGUUAGUGUUUGGUGCUUAGGUCUCUGGGAAAGGCUUAGGUAGAGCAGCAUAUGAAGUUAUUUCACUAGUUUGUUUCAUAGUUUCUUCCCGUGGGCACCCUGAGACUGGUCAAAACCUUCAUGCCUCACAAGGAAGUGCAAAGUAAAUGCUACCACUAGAGAAAGGGAGAGGAAGAAGGAGAGGUACAGAGGAGAGGAUGA